GGAUUGAAAAAAGAAUCAAAUUGUCUAUUCGCCAUUAAAAUGGCGUCAUCGAAGGAAACCUAUUGUUUGUGUGGUCAACCAUAUAAUAUUGGACAAUUUAUGAUAGAAUGUGAUUGCUGUCGUGAGUGGUUUCAUGGCAGCUGCGUUGAUGUCAAAAUAUAUCAUUCUGACGACAUUGACAAGUAUCACUGUCCAAAAUGCGCACAGACAUAUGGACCUUCAGUAUUAAAAAUCCCAACAAACAAUCAUCGCGCGGAUCGGUACGAGCUUGGGGCGGAGACUCGGCCUUCACAAGUGGGGACCCCUGCCUGGGUGCGGGCGCUGGCCGCUCGCCCCCUCAGGCCUGCGCCCGCGGCUCUGCAGCGCAUGAGCCCCCACCAGUUCACUGAGGAGUUCAUCAGAGAUAAUGGUUUCACACGGCCAGUCACAUUUACAACUUCAGAAGGCCUGGAUAUGAAGACUCCGAACCCAGGCACCUUCACAGUCAGAUCUGUGCUAAGAUUCUGUGGGGCACAACUUGAGGUUGAAGUGAUAGAUGUACGUAAACAGUCAACUCUGAGGAUGCCGCUGGGCGACUUUGUGGAUUACUUCGAGACGCCGCCCGAGCAUCGAGAUGAGAAAGUGCUCAAUGUGCUCAGUUUGGAGUUCAGUGAGACCAACAUGUCCCGCGUAGUAGAACCGCCAGCGAUCGCCCGCACACUAGACUGGGCAGAACGCGUGUGGACGCGCGAGCGACCUCCCGCGCCGCACGUGCGCAAGUACUGCCUCAUGUCGCCCGCCGGCGCCUACACAGACUUCCACGUGGACUUCGGAGGCACCACCGUGUGGUACCAUGUGCUGCAUGGCAGGAAGAUAUUCUACCUAAUCCCGCCAACUGCCACGAACCUCGCUCUCUAUCAGCAAUGGAGUGCAGCCAACAAUCAAAACGAGCGUUUCUUCGGCGACAUGGUGGAAUGGUACGGCACAGCAGAAGUGACAGCAUCACAAACAUUAUUCAUACCGAGUGGAUGGAUACAUGCAGUGUUGACGCCUUGCGACUCCCUCGUGUUCGGCGGCAACUUCCUGCAUUCCUAUGCUAUUGAGAUGCAGUUGCAGAUCUACGAGAUAGAGCGUCGAGUGGAGACUCCCACAAUGUUCCGCUACCCGCUGUUCGAGGCGAUGCACUGGUACGCCGGCGCCCACCUGCUCACCAUGCUGCGCCGCCACAACGAGGAGACGCAGGAUGAAGAGUUCACCCUGGGCGAGGCGGCGGCCCGAGCCCCGACGGCGGCGCUGCCGGCGCUGCUGCUGCGAGGAGUCAAGAUCCUCGCCAACGCGCUCAAGGAGUGGCAUGCGCUCAAGAGUACAGACACAGCGAAACGCGACAACGUGCCCAAAUGCCUGAACUCUGGUCAGCUGGUGAGAGAACUUUGCAAGGAGCUCAGAACCUUGGAGAAACGGUCCACUUCCACUACUGGCAAAGAUAAGGACUUCAAAGUGAAACACAACUCUUCUCCCACAAAGUCUCAGAAGAAAGGUCACAGUAAUUCCAAGAAAUCUCUCAAGCUGACUUUACCGAAGCCUAUCAUGCACAUGGGACAAAACGGAGAGUUUGUUGACGAGAAAGUAUAUACGGACAAGUUUUUUAUCGAUAAUAAGGAGGUGGUAUACCAAGAAAGAUACGUAACACAAGACGUUAAGUUCGCCAACGGGUUGCCAGACACAAAAUAUAUAGUAGAAGGAAAAGAAAUGGUCAUACCUGAGAAAGGGUAUGCUUAUCAGACGUACGAAGAAGUUCGGUAUCCCGAGGAAAAUGGAUAUGUUGAGAGAUCCGAUAAGAAACCCACUGCGCUGAAGAUUAAAAUGAACAACUCACCAUCUUCGUCCCGCGCGGACGCUCCGCCACCCUACGCUCUCCCGGAACACUCGAUCCUCAAGUCCCACCUCAUCCGCGCGGACCGGCCGACGCUCAAGCCCAUACAUCAGUGGACUAUCUCGAAGAAAGACAUCGGCGACUACCAUGAAGAACAGAUAUUGUUUACCAAUGAAAAUCUACAGGCUAAUGUUAGAAUUGAUGGACAGGAUAUGAAUUAUGGACCAGGCAUGUAUUCAGCCGAAGACAUACAACAAGACUAUCAGUACUCGGAAUCAGCCAAGCCGGGUUCUUAUCAGCCGGUUUACAGUUAUCAGCAGCCGCAACAAAUAGCUUACACCACGGUGGAUACGUACCAGAGAUAUGAGGAAGUACCUUCUGUACAUCAGCAAACGGCGAGUUACAGUAAUGUAGUCCAGGAGCCAGUGAACGGGGAUUACCAUCAGACGCCACUGCCGUCGUAUGACGCUGCAAUUGCACAUCAAUAUACCGCUACUACUAAUUAUCAAGUAGUAGAAGAAACAAAGCCAGCGCAGCCGGUGACCCCCGUCCGUCGCUCGGAGCGUCCCGUCCGUCGCCGCGUGUCCAACACGUACGACUACGAGGACUCCGACCUGUAUAUAGACGACACACCCGCGCCCCGGCCCAGGAAGACCAAGCACAAGCACGGGUAUAGGCGUGGGGAACAUAGUAAUGCAACAUCAAAUGCAAGCAACAAUUACAAGCAAGUGUCGCGGCCGGCGCCCGUCAACGGCAUCGAGUCGCUCAUACAGGCGUCUGUGCUAGCUGAGGAGGAACAGCCUGUUGUUGAGACUGAGCCAGAAGACGCAGCAGUAGCCGGCAUGCUCAGCAUCAGCUCUCGCUUCACGGACACAGCUCGUACAUUCGGCCUCGCCAGCGACACACAGCCGCGGCACGACAAGCGGGCCCGCAAGCCGCAGCUGCCGCCCGACUUGCCUGAUGAGGAAGAUGUUAUCAAAGAGGUGCAUAGAGAUGAUGAGUAUGUGUAUCCAUCGUUGGAGAUGAGUUCGGAUGAGGACGAAGAAUGGACGGCGUCCAAGCGGAGAAGAAACUCACGCAACAGGGUGGACUCGCGGUCUAAAGCAGAAAAGGACGAGGCGUGGUCCCCUCGCGCGCGGCUCGGUCGGCUAGUGCCGCGCCUGCGCACCGCCGCCCGCGCCGGCGUGCGCCGCGAGUGCGUGCGCGCCGCGCUGCACGCCGCCGCCGCCCGCCCCGCGCCCCGCGCGCCGCACCCCGCGCCGCACCCCCGGCUGCAUGACGCGCAGCCCGCGCCGCAGCCAAAUGCAAAACGAGCAGUGCUAGCGACUAAAAGUAAACGGCCGCCGCCGCCCGUACACAAUACGCCAAAUAAUAAGAUUGUUUCAGAUGCAAGACUGAAGAAAGGGAUGAAGACAGCAAAGCAGCGUCUCGGUAAAAUCCUUAAGAUACACAAAAUGAUAUAUUAAAUAUAAUUAAUUUUUAGUUUACUAGAUAGUGCGUGACGGACGGACGUAUGUAGAUGUAUAUUUUAUAUAUGUAUUGUAUAUAAGCACGGACGGACCAAUACGUGUCGAGAUCGAACGAUCGCUAGUUGACUAACUGCGGGUUUCAAUAAGCUAUCUAUUUAUCGAUUUGAAUACUAGAGAUAGUAUUUAGACAGCUCCAUAUUAUGAGUAGUGUCAAAUCCUAUGUUUAGUGAAAAAAGAAGAUGUAGAUAGGUUAUUGAAAUCCACCGCAUAUUGAUCUUUUUUUAAGCUAUAAAUACUGACGAGAAGUGUUGCAUCAUUUUUAAUUACAUUUUCAACAUAGUAACAGAGUUGAGUUUAUUUUUAACAUCGCAUAAAAUGGUUACUGAUUCUUCCAUAAUUUUCAGGUUAUGAAUUAUCCAUUUGACGACGUAAAACAAGUAUGAGGAAUUUUGUAUUUAAGUGAAAAUGAAACGAAAUGUUUAGUUAAUUUCAUAACCAAAUUCGAAUGAUUGAUGUAAAUUGUGACCAAUAAAUUUGUAGAGCACCUUUUUGCGUAAUAGUUGUGUCUUUUAUAAAUGGUGCAACAUUUCUUCAAUAUUAAAUUUUUUAUGUAUCAAGUGGAAAUAACUAGAUACCUUUUAAUUCAACUGUUAAAGCUAAAAAGAGUCAUUCUUGAAAUAGAUCACAAUAUUAUUUUUGUGUACUUCAGUAUUAUUGAUUAGUCAAUUAGAGAAAUAUUAAAACGUGAAAAAGAGGCUUUUAUGUCUUACUUUUAUGUUAACUUCAGUAAUAUUUUUUAAAUGUUUUGUUGUGUAUUGUUUCCACCUGAUAUAUAAAAAAUAAGCUUGACUUGAAAUAACCCAGUGUUGAGUUCUUUACUGCCCAAAAGCCGGGUGAACACAAAAUUCUUAAUAUUAUAAAUUUCCGAAAAUGUACACAGUACGACACAGUUCACAUUUUUUCGAAAGUUUAUAAUCUUAGGACAUUAUACACUAACAACGUUUUCACACUAGCGGAUUUUCCUCGUCGGAAUGAUCGGUUCGUACAGGCUGUUUGACAACAAAUACUUGACGGCUAUAGGUGUACCUACAGAAUGUUUUGUGCAAUUGACAGCUGUCAAUUAUCAAGGAAAAGUGACAUUUUUUACCCUUGCUUUUUAAAUUAUCACACCUACUUACUCAUACUUACUACAUUACUUACUCUUAUCACUUUGUCAGUGGCAGAAAUGCUGACAUCUGCAUCGAAGGCAUCGAUUGGCAGAAACAAAAAUAGAAUAGCACAGAAUUGUCAACCGCACUAAAAAACGGUGUCACCUAAAAUCGUGCGACAGUUUAUUGCCACGUUGAAUGUAUCGCGCGAUAAAAUCCGCCAGUGUGAAAUACGCUGUUACGGUAAUAUACAUCUGUAUGUAAGUGUGUACCCGGUAUUAUUGUGCACAGGUUUAAAAUGUGAUUUAAUAUUUAAUUAACAAUAGGUUUAGUGCAUACUUUCUCAAACAUUAGGCUUGGGGUGUUAUUCAAUGUUUCAGUUUAGUUGAAAGUCUCUUUAAGAAAAUAUUAUUUUUUUCAUCUCUCCAUGAAUCAUUGUAUUUUUUUUUUGUGUGUUAUUUAUUGCGUCAUAUACAACAUAUAGAAUAAGGUUAGUUCAUACUAUGAUAUACUGGCCUUUUUAAAUUCAACCUAUUUCAGAUAACUUUUCUGCAUUUAUUUAAUUAGCAAUAUUUAAUUAUGGCUAUUAAAUAGCUAAUUUAGUAAAGAGACUUUCAACGAACUGUCGUGUUUUGGUAAGAUCUGAUUUUUCAGUUGUUUGUGUAUUUGUCUUAUAAAUUAAUAUUUGAUUAAUUAAGCUUAUUAACUGACUUUUGAUAUACGUUCUAGUUACAAGUUUCUAAAUUAAUAACUUUUUUCUAUCACAUUAUAUUUAAUACUCGACUUUUCGAUUCUGUUGUAAACGACAUAAAAAAUAUCGAAUUAUAAAAGUAAAAAAUCUAUAUAUUAUAUGUAUAAAAAGACAUUAUUUUUCAUUAAAAAAAAUAAACCAACCACCGAAUAAUUAAUGUAAAUAAAGAUGAAUUGAGAAAUAAACGUUUAAAAAAAUACAAAAAAAUAUUGCUUUAGCUACUUAUCGAAAUUUUUUUGUUAUGUUUUAGUGAUAGUAGUACAUAAGUACAUUUGAUCAUGUUUUCAAUGUUAUUUUGUUGUAUCAGAUUUAAUACGGACGCAAAAUGAACUUAUAUUUGUAUUAGACUCAGUGCAAUAAGAUCAUAUGAGUAUCUCAAUAAUUGGAGUAGGUAUCUAAAUUAUUAUCAUUUUGUAAAAUAUUGACAUGGACUUAAAGGUGAUUAUUUUCAUAAUAAUUAAAAAGAAAAAUAGAGUGACAAUUUGUGAACAUUUAACACACCGAUUGGGGUUUUUAAAAUAAAAACGUUUGUUUUAAAAAUUUCGUAUAAUUUUAUUGCACUCAAAUAAUUUUGCGUUUGCAUUAAACAGCUUGUUCUCAUUUGCAAAAAAAAACAGGGUGUGUUUUUCAUAUUUUUUAAUAUAAUAUUCAUAGACGUGUCGCAUUCGGGUGAAAUGUCCAUAUUUUUCCGAUAGCAUUAUUUUGUGGCAUAUAAUAAGACUUUCAGGAACUUUAAAAAUUAUAUAAUCAAACAUAAUAUUCCAUAAACGUAAACUGUAAUAUAUUUUUAUAAACUUCAAUUGCUGUCUUAAAACUGCAACGUUUUAUAAUAUGUCACGAAAUUUCUGAGUAUUCCAUAAGAAGUAGGUAUAUCCGGGUAUAGGCUAUGAUUACACAAUGUCGACUUACCCGAAUAAAAUGUCUAGCUGUAAUACAAAUCAGUGUAAAAUAAUCCUUUAAAUUACUUGACCAUAAUUAGUAAACUUUUUAUAUGUAAUGUAAUUUUUGUAGGAACCGACGUUAUUUAGAAUUGUAAUGAUUUAUUAGAGAAUUUUAAAGGGUUAACUUACAUUUUGGUUUCUAAGAGUUUUUCUACGAUUUACGUAUCGCACCAUUGAGUCAUGAUAUAAGGCGUGUCGUUCACUGUAAAUAGUUCACGAAAUUACUACCUACAUAAUUUGUUGCUUUCGCCUGGGAAGAAACGUCACUCCUUUGCAUAGAUCUCCUUUUAAUUAUCAUUGAAGUCCGAAGUCGGAGAAGAGGUAUACAUAGGUCCCUUAAAACGGGAUACAAAUGGAUAUUAUCUAAGUCAACAAUGGGUCUUGAAUUCAUUUAGAAACCUUAUAACUUAUAACCAAAUCAAACAAUUAAGUUAUUUAUAGAAAGUGUCAAUAAGCAACCUAAAAAGAAGAAUGUAAUUAAACCGUAACGUAAAGUUUGAGGGCGACCAUAUUAAACUACUGUAAGCAGUAGAUUAUCAUUCAUUCAUCAUUCACCAUAUUAAUUCUUUAUUUCAUCAUUCAUUAACUCAUUCUUGGUUUGCCCAAUGCCAAUAUGUUUAUUGUUUUAUUUCAUUUUUUGUUCACACAUACAGGAAUGAAUUUUAUCCAGUGCGCAAACUUUGUCAACUUAUAGUUAAAUAAGUUUUAUAGAUACGUAUAUUUUUAUUUUGUAGUGUUUUAGUACAAAAAAGAAAAGUUAUUGAUAUCGAAAGAUGUUUAUUUUGUAACCGAUAGUACGGUCACAGUCGUCAUAGUAUGCACGGCGGCAACGCGAAACCGGUUUACUGACGCGAGCUCCGCUCAGCGCGCGUAAGAAUAGUUGGUAUCCAUAUUUUGCUGAUUUUAGGGCGGACAAAAGAAUGAAAUUUUUUUUUUACUGGUGAUGCAGAUAUGUUCUGUUAACGAUUCUGGACCACCAGUUUUUUUUUUGCGCACUGCUUAAAAUUCAUUCCUGUAUAACAUAUUCUUCCUUACAAGAUUGAUGAAACCCAAAACUUUUUAAAAGUUGUAUUUGUAUUAAUCAUUCAUACAUACAUCACAUUUAAAUACAGGUGCAACUUUUGAAAAAGACACGGUUUUAGCAAGACAGCUUUGUGAGAAAAUAUUAUGUGAAAGACUUGUCAAAUUGUGUAAAUAUAGCCCAUGGUAUGCAAUAUUUCAAUGAUUUUGGGUCCAGUGUAUUUGGACUUGAAGCAUUUCUUAUUAUUACCCAUAUCAGUUAUUUAUAGUUGACCCAUUUUCACCAACACUAUGACCGACCGUUUUUCUUAAAAUAAGUAUUUACUUUGAAAAUUGAACGUAAAAAUUCAUACUAAACAGCUGUUUUAAGAAAACUCAUGUUUAUUUUGUCAGUGAACUUAGGUCUUAGUAUAUUUGGACUUUAAGCAUUUCUUUUACCUAAUCAGUUUUUUAAACUUAGUUCAAUGCAAUAUCUAAUUAAAUUAGUUGUUAAAACAUAGGUAGUUUUUUUGUGAACUAUUUACACAGUGAAGUGACGCCAUUGCCACGUUUAUUUACUAAGCCUUUGAUGUUAAUUAACUUAUUAAGAUGUUUUCUAGUAGGAGCACUUAGUUUUACGAGGAAGCGCCUUCACCCUUCAUGGUAUAAACAUAGUUGUAAAUGUGUAUUGGUGAUUUGUACGUUGAUUGGGGUUCUUUAUCACUACUAUAAUGACUUUAAAACAAUUCAUGACACCCACAGGAGUCAAUUUCUAAAGACGUCGAAUAUGUCUUUAGUUAGUAAUAUAUUUUUUUUUAAUUAAAGACUAUAUAAUUAAAGGCAAAAUUCAGGUCAUUUCAAUGAAAUAUGACUUGAGCCUACAUUAUUUUAGGCGUUGUCAGUGUUAUACGUAUUAGCAUAAAAUGUAAAAUAAACAGAGUUAAAUGAUUAAAUACCGAUUUUGAUGUAGUUUAUUUCAAACUACAUCUAGUGCCUAAAACAUUAAUAAAUGAUCAUGUUUUCAUUCAAGAUUAUUUCUGAACUUUAUAAUAGUAUAAAGAAUCCAGUCAACAAGGUGUAUGGUAUGAGCGAUUGAUAUUUACAUAUAGUAAAAAAAAGAUAUAUUGUACAUUAUGGAUAACAGUGAAUGUAUAUUGUUGUGACAGAGGAAACAAUUCUCUAGACAAAACAUUUA
Molecule: messenger RNA, 8355 nt
Organism: Helicoverpa zea (corn earworm)
Lineage: Eukaryota; Metazoa; Arthropoda; Insecta; Lepidoptera; Noctuidae
Product: histone lysine demethylase PHF8-like
Exons: 23
Coding region: 40-3318 (1092 amino acids)
Biological process (GO): protein demethylation; regulation of transcription by RNA polymerase II
Molecular function (GO): transcription coregulator activity; histone demethylase activity
Source: RefSeq, a predicted model, not a curated record